Molecule: messenger RNA, 1519 nt
Organism: Lecanosticta acicola
Lineage: Eukaryota; Fungi; Ascomycota; Dothideomycetes; Mycosphaerellales; Mycosphaerellaceae
Source: the annotation of a GenBank genome assembly
AUGGCGCGCGAGAAGGACUCAGACGUACCACAACCGGGCCCGGCAGCCCUCACGUCGAACGCCGGACCGGAUGAAUGGCUCGCGCAAGCCCGUCUGUGCCGCUAUCUCCCCGAAUCCGACAUGAAGAAACUCUGCGAGAUCGUCAAAGAAUGCCUCAUGGAGGAAUCCAACAUCCAGCCUGUUGAAGCUCCGGUAACGGUAUGCGGGGAUAUACACGGGCAGUUCUACGAUCUGCUCGAACUCUUCAAUGUGGCAGGCGGCAUGCCAGGCGAGGCGGAUCAGCGAGCGGCAGAGAAAGCCGCAGGCGAGAGGGAACGGGCGGCAGCAAAAGCAAAGAGGAGCAGCACGAGCGGCGGCGGAGCGUCAACUGCGAUCAAUGCUGCAGACAUCGAGCCGCCGACACAAAUCAGUGAUCCGAAGGUCAAGAGGAAGAUGAAGAGGAGGUUCCAACGGGAUAGUGCCUACACUUCCUCUGCAUCAAAUGACGGAUCAGAAAUGGGCGCAGACGACGAAGAAGAGCAGAGAGGAAGAGUGCGAAGUAGAAGCAUGGGCGAAGGCGAGGGCGAGGCCGAUGAAGACGAAGAAUACGUUGACGACGAUGAUGAAGGUAGCGAGGACAGUGGCGUUGGUGUUAGAAGCCCUGAGCCAAGUCGGAGUAAGAGCGUGGCCAAGAGCAACAAGGUCAAUCAUGCGACUGGCAAUCAAAACUUCGUAUUCCUGGGAGACUUUGUGGACCGAGGGUAUUUCUCGCUGGAGACAUUCACUCUACUGAUGUGUCUCAAAGCCAAGUAAGUCUAGCAUGACGGCAAGUAUGUUUGAAGUGCUAACAUGCCUUCUAGAUAUCCCGACAAGGUCACGCUCGUUCGCGGAAACCAUGAAUCCCGCCAGAUCACCCAAGUGUACGGCUUCUACGAAGAGUGCCAGCAGAAGUACGGCAACGCGAGCGUGUGGAAGUCCUGCUGUCAAGUCUUCGACUUCCUUGCGUUAGCAGCCAUAAUUGACGGCAAAGUGCUGUGCGUCCACGGCGGUCUGUCGCCCGAGAUCAGGACGCUGGAUCAGAUCCGAGUAGUUGCCAGAGCCCAGGAGAUCCCUCACGAGGGUGCUUUCUGUGAUCUUGUGUGGAGUGACCCAGAAGAUGUCGACACGUGGGCGGUCAGUCCGAGAGGAGCUGGGUGGUUGUUUGGAGACAAAGUCUCCAGCGAGGUAAGCACAUACUCCAUGCUGCCCUGCGCGUAAGCAUCACUGACGUCUGCUGGCGUAGUUCAACCACGUAAACAAUCUACAGCUCAUCGCUCGCGCACAUCAGCUGGUCAACGAAGGGUACAAGUAUCACUUCGCCUCACAAGACGUCGUCACUGUCUGGUCCGCACCGAAUUAUUGCUACCGCUGCGGCAACGUCGCUAGCAUCAUGACUCUUGGAGAAGAUUUGCAGCCAGAUUUCAAGAUCUUCAGUGCAGUGCCGGAUCACAGACGAGCCGUACCAGCGGGCAGACAAGGCAGGGGUGAAUACUUUUUGUAA